Phytophthora infestans T30-4 is the source of this 857-nucleotide messenger RNA. RefSeq lists its product as uncharacterized. The transcript has 4 exons. The record is from RefSeq and is a predicted model, not a curated record. Lineage: Eukaryota; Oomycota; Peronosporomycetes; Peronosporales; Peronosporaceae. The coding region runs from base 12 to 857 and encodes 281 amino acids.
GGGCAACUAAGAUGAUGCUGCCGAGAGCGUGGACGCUGCUUUUUGUGCUUGCCACGACGGCGCUGCUGGCCACAUUCGUCUCCGCUGACCCUCGCGAGGUGGAGAACGCCGAACUUAAAGAAGAGUUCGGUGACGAUUUUGAGGACGAGCGCUCAAUCCCCGCGCUGGGCGAGCUUGAGCAGCGGCUCAAGUUCGAGCUAGAGCACCAGCUGGCUGCUGGCGCGCCGUAUACGCCGCGCGGCAUCGUGGAGAUCGUUGGAAGCGCCUCGUCCCCCAAGCCCCAAGUCUCGUUCUCGGCAUUGCCGACGCUGAGGGCCGACGACGUCGAGAAGCUGGAAACGCUGCUGCGCCACGAUCGCCACUACACUGUUCGUGCCAAGGCGGACCCAACUGACCCACAAUCGCCGUACGUCAUGACCUCCGUGCCCAUGUGUAUGCUGGCAGGCAUGCGCCUGCGCGAGGACUUCGCCUUCCACCUAUCGGACAGCGGCAAGCUCGUGGCCAUCGAGUAUCUCACGCCAUACCUGGAUAAUGAUGCCUGUGCUGAGCUCCAGACGCGCAGUCUCAAAGAUGUGCGCUUUGGACCGUUUGGCACAGUCUUGAAGACGCAGGCCGGUCCGUCGCCUCCGAAAAAUAUCGUGGUCAACCGCGACCGCGCUCCACAAGGCGUCAAACCGGUGAAGAGCGAGGAUGGCAACGACGAGCCCGAAGAGGAAAACCAGUCCUUCCUUCGCAAAUAUUGGUACAUCAUUCUGCCUAUCGUUGUCAUGAGCCUCUUAGGUGGCGAUGGAGGAGCUGCUUCAGCUGGUGGUGCAGGCGGUGCUCCUGCUGCUGCUGCUGGCGGAAGACGACGAUAG